Messenger RNA from Exserohilum turcica Et28A, 1446 nucleotides. RefSeq lists its product as uncharacterized. NCBI's taxonomy places the organism in Eukaryota, Fungi, Ascomycota, Dothideomycetes, Pleosporales, Pleosporaceae. Bases 1 to 1446 code for a protein of 481 amino acids. The record is from RefSeq and is a predicted model, not a curated record. The transcript is spliced from 2 exons.
AUGGCCAACAUACCGCUGCACUGCAACAUCUGUCCCAAGAAGCCAAACUUUAGCGAUGUUUCCCAUUUGCUCACACACAUUGCCAGCAAGGGCCACUUAUCCAAUUACUACAAGGUCAAGGUCCGCUCCACAAGUGAGGAAGCAUCCCGCCAGCUCAUCGAGGCGUACGAUCAGUGGUAUGCUGAAUGGUCUGUCGAGGAGCUCAUGUCAGAGCGGAUGAAUCAAAAGGACAAACGCCGCACUCGACCGAGGCCUGCUGGUAUACCCCUCGCUCGUCCUGCUUCAGCGCCCAAGAUCGAGGCUCCUGAGCCACGGCCCGUUCGCCGCGCCGCCCCAGGCAAUUUCCUAGACCCUCGUUUGUCGGAACAGCAGCAGCAGCAGCAUACAACGAUAAAGCUGGAGCAAUCCCCUUCACCCAUCUCACAGCCCAUGGGCCCGGUUCUCCGCAGUCGCAAUACUUUUGCACCACGCAUGCAAUACUGGUCUACAGAGUCACGCGCCAGCUCCCGAAGCUACACCAACCCCGACUAUGACACUUCGAGUGAGUACUCAGACCCCAGCGAGCGGCGAAGACCGUAUCGAUAUUCAGCGGCUUCUUGCGCCAUCGAGGAUGAUCCUGCAGACAUGGCAGACCCAAUGGCUGUCAGCGAGUCGACCAAGCUCAAGGGGGUAUACUGGCCCGGGAUGGACAUCUUUGACUCUGCUACCCCAGAGAUGCGACGCAAGAGAAACCAAAAGAAAGACAGUUCUGUCGUUGCACAGUUGGAGCUCAAUUCCUUAGACGUGGAAGCUACUGAGCUCAUCUUCACUCCCAUGGGAUCAUUCAAACGGCAGAGGAGAAUCUCAUGCUCCGAGUCUGAUGACGAGGACGAGAUUGACAUCAAGUCUGAGAGCUCACCUCCGAUACGCAGGCGUCCCGCCCUCGCCCAUCUUGAUGCCAACACCUCUCGUCGCACUAGACAAUCAAACCGGCAAGCGUUCUCAUUCUUUGGUCGUGCUCAGUACGAGCAAGACCACGGGCGCGCCAAGAACAACAGUCGCGCGUCGAAGCGAAAACGUUUCGAUGUCUUUCAAGAUGAUGACAGUGCUACCUACUCGCAGCCGAACAGUCUGACAUAUCUUACGUCUGGCUUUACGCGCCAGCCAUCUCCAAGCCCAGUGCCCCCUUUCAACUCUUAUAAGCCUUUCAACGAUCCGUUCGAAUACGAAAACAAGGAGAACAUCCUGCCUUCAUUUCACCAAGCAACGUACGGAAAUGGCCACAGUCACCAGAGCACUGGCUACCAGUAUCCUGUUUACUCAUACGGCCUAGGGCCUGACCAUAACGGCUUCCAGUUUGGUAGCCACUUGUACAAUGCAUCCAAUGGCUACCAGCAACAAGGCCAGGAUGAUGAUGACGACGAUCAACGCACCAUUACCGCUCCACCCUCUCCUUCCACUAGCUGA